AUGAGACUAUUUCGAAGACGUUGUGAUGACGCUGUUAUUCUGACAUGUCAUGACCCUGUUAUUCUGACAUAUGAUGACCCUGUUAUUAGGACAUCUGAUGACCCUGGUAUUCUGACAUGUGAUGACCCUGGUAUUCUGACAUGUGAUGACCCUGGUAUUCUGACAUAUGAUGACCCUGUUAUUAGGACAUCUGAUGACCCUGGUAUUCUGACAUGUGAUGACCCUGGUAUUCUGACACGUGAUGACCCUGGUAUUCUGACAUGUGACGAUCCUGGUAUUCUGACAUGUGACGAUCCUUGUAUUCUGACAUGUGAUAACUCUGUUAUUAGGACAUCCGAUGACUCUGUUAUUAGGACAUGCGAUGAACCUGUUAUUCUGACAUGUGAUGACCCUGGUAUUCUGACAUGUGAUGACCCUGGUAUUCUGACAUGUGAUGAUUCUGUUAUUCUGACAUGUGAUGACCCUGGUAUUCUGACAUGUGAUGAUUCUGUUAUUCUGACAUGUGAUGACCCUGCUAUUCUGACAUGUGACGACUCCGUUAUUCUGACAUGUGAUGACCCUGGUAUUCUGACAUGUGAUGACCCUGUUAUUCUGACAUGUGAUGACCCUGCUAUUCUGACAUGCGAUGACCCUGGUAUUCUGACAUGUGAUGACCCUGGUAUUCUGACAUGUGACGACCCUGUUAUUCUAACAUGUGACGAUCCUGGUAUUCUGACGUGUGAUGACCCUGUUAUUAGGACAUGCGAUGGACCUGUUAUUCUGACAUGCGAUGACCCUGUUAUUCUGACAUGUGAUGACCCUGUUAUCCUGACAUGUAAUGACCCUGUUAUUAGGACAUGCGAUGACCCUGUUGUUAGGACAUGUGACGACCCUGUUAUUCUGACAUGUGACGACCCUGGUAUUCUGUUAUGCGGUGACCCUGGUAUUCUGACAUGUGAUGACCCUGGUAUUCUGACAUGUGACGACCCUGUUAUUCUGACAUGUGACGAUCCUGGUAUUCUGACAUGUGAUAACUCUGUUAUUAGGACAUCCGAUGACUCUGUUAUUAGGACAUGCGAUGAACCUGUUAUUCUGACAUGCGAUGACCCUGGUAUUCUGACGUGUGAUGACCCUGUAAUUAGGACAUGUGACGACCCUGGUAUUCUGACAUGUGAUGACCUUGUUAUUCCGACAUGUGACGACCCUGGUAUUCUGACAUGUGAUGACCCUGUUAUUCUGACAUGCGAUGACCCUGUUAUGCUAACAUGCGAUGACCCUGUUAUUCUAACAUGCGAUGAAGCUAUUAUUCUUACAUGUGAUAACUCUGUUAUUAGGACAUCCGAUGACUCUGGUAUUCUGACAUGUGAUGAUGCUGUUAUUCUGACAUGUGACGACCCUGUUAUUCUGACAUGUGAUGACCCUGUUAUUCUGACAUGCGAUGACCCUGUUAUGCUAACAUGCGAUGACCCUGUUAUUCUAACAUGCGAUGAAGCUAUUAUUCUUACAUGUGAUAACUCUGUUAUUAGGACAUCCGAUGACUCUGGUAUUCUGACAUGUGAUGACCCUGGUAUUCUGACAUGUGAUGACCCUGUUAUUCUGACAUGUGAUGACCCUGCUAUUCUGACAUGCGAUGACCCUGGUAUUCUGACAUGUGAUGACCCUGGUAUUCUGACAUGUGACAACCCUGUUAUUCUAACAUGUGACGUCCCUGGUAUUCUGACGUGUGAUGACCCUGUUAUUAGGACAUGUGACGACCCUGGUAUUCUGACAUGCGAUGACCCUGUUAUUCUGACAUGCUAUGACCCUGUUUUUCUGACAUGUGAUGACCCUGUUAUUCUGACAUGUGACGACCCUGUUAUUCUGACAUGUGAUGACCCUGUUAUUCUGACAUGUGACGACCCUGUUAUUCUGACAUGUGAUGACCCUGUUAUUCUGACAUGUGAUGACCCUGUUAUCCUGACAUGUGACGAGCCUGUUAUUCUGACAUGUGAUGACCCUGUUUGUUGUAACCGCGUUGAAGAUGUCAUGUUUACUUGUCCUGCAUAUACAGACAUCCGAAAUGUAUCUUUAGAUAGCUGGUCUCCAUACUUUGUCGUCCUUUUUGUCACAUAA
This is a messenger RNA of Haliotis rufescens (red abalone), 2091 nucleotides long. Its product is annotated as extracellular matrix protein A-like. Lineage: Eukaryota; Metazoa; Mollusca; Gastropoda; Lepetellida; Haliotidae. The coding region runs from base 1 to 2091 and encodes 696 amino acids. The transcript has a single exon. The record is from RefSeq and is a predicted model, not a curated record.